Molecule: messenger RNA, 1576 nt
Organism: Entamoeba dispar SAW760
Lineage: Eukaryota; Evosea; Mastigamoebida; Endamoebidae
Exons: 2
Source: RefSeq, a predicted model, not a curated record
AUGACCGUUAAUAUACCUACAUCAAUUAGUGAAUUACCUGAUUAUUGUUUUUAUAAAUGUUCAUCAUUAACAACAAUUAAUAUACCAACAUCAGUUAGUAAAUUAGGAUAUCGAUGUUUUAGAUAUUGUUCAUCAUUAAAAUCAAUUAAUAUACCAUCGUCUGUUAGUGAAAUAGGAGAUGAUUGUUUUUAUGGAUGUACAUCAUUAAAAUCAAUUAAUAUUCCAUCAUCUGUUAAUAAAAUAGUGGAUUGGUGUUUUAGUUGGUGUUCAUCAUUAACAUCAAUUAAUAUUCCAUCAUCAAUUAGUAAAUUAGGAGAUUGCUGUUUUUGUAGAUGUUCAUCAUUAACAUCAAUUAAUAUUCCAUCAUCAGUUAAGAUAUUUGUAAAUGGUUGUUUUUGUGGAUGUUCAUCAUUAACAUCAAUUAAUAUUCCAACAACAAUUAGUGAAUUAGGAGAAGAGUGUUUUAAAGAAUGUUCAUCAUUAACAUCAAUGAAUAUACCAUCAUCAGUUAGUUUUAUAGGAAAAGAAUGUUUUUAUUGGUGUAAAUCAUUGACAUCAAUUACUAUACCAACAUCAAUUAAAGAAAGAGGAAAGGAUUGUUUCAAAGAAUGUACAUCAUUAAGACUAGUAAAAAUAAAUUCACCUUCAGUUGGGUCAUUACCUAAUAAUUAUUUCCAAAUGUUUAAAUGGAUGAAUAAAUUAGAGCGCUGUUGUUUUAUAGCAUGUUCAUCAUUAACAUCAAUUAAUAUACCAUCAUCUAUUAGUGAAAUAGGAAAAUAUUGUUUUUGUGGAUGUUCAUCAUUAACAUCAAUUAAUAUACCAACAACAAUCAGCAAAAUAGAAGUUGGUUGUUUUAAAAAAUGUUCAUCGUUAACAAAAAUUAAUAUUCCAACAGGUGUUAGUGAAUUAGGAUAUGGAUGUUUUUGUGGAUGUUCAUCAUUAACAUCAAUUAUUAUACCAUUAUCAGUUAAGAUAUUAGGAGAUGGAUGUUUUUGUGGAUGUAAAUCAUUAACAUCAAUUAUUAUACCAACAAACAUCAGCGAGUUCAGAAAAAAUUGUUUUAGUGUGUGUGUGUCAUUAACAUCAAUUAACAUACCAACUACAAUAACAUCAUUUGGUGCACAAUGUUUCAUUGAUUGUAAAUCAUUAACGUCAAUUGACAUAUCAACAUCAGUUAAAAUAAUAGGAGAAGAAUGUUUUAGAAGAUGUUCAUCAUUAAAAUCAAUUAAUGUACCAACGUCAAUUAGUAAAUUAGAGCGCCGUUGUUUUAAGAUGUGUGUAUCAUUAAAAUCAAUUAAUGUACCAUCAUCAAUUAAGACAUUAGGAGAUAAUUGUUUUAAUGGAUGUUAUUCAUUAACGUCAAUUACUGUUCCAUCAUCUAUUAGUGAAAUAGGAGCUGGUUGUUUUUGUGGAUGUUCAUCAUUAACAUCAAUUAAUAUACCAACAGCAAUUAGUAAAAUAGGAGAUGGGUGUUUUUGUGGAUGUUCAUCAUUAACAUCAAUUAUUAUACCAUCAUCACUUAAAAUAAUAGGAAAUGAAUGUUUUUGUGAAUGUAAAUCAUUAAAAUCAAUUAACA